AUGAUGUUUCCAACAUUACGCCAUCAUUCUUUUUUAGGCUCUCCUACUCCUUCGUCGGUCACUGUCGAUAAUCUUCCAAGCCUUCCUGAUCCAGUACAGCUUGUUGGAGUUGCAGAUCCUUUCGGAUUAGGCGAAUUACCAGAGGUUCCUGUUCCACCUCCCUCUUCGAAUCAACAAGUACCCCUCAGUACAAGCAACAGUUGCGUUCCUGACCUCCCCCAUCCUAUUGAUCCUCAAGCUCAGCCGCAAGCCUCUUUUUCGAUUAACAACGAACUAUACGCGCAGCUGCUUGAUCUUGGAUUUGACGACUUCACUGCACGUCUUGCUCUGAUUCGCACUGCGAAUACAGGUGUUGAAGAGGUACGCAUUCGUUGUUGGAUGGUUAUUUUUCUUUCUUUUUCCACACAAAAAAGUCCACGU
Molecule: messenger RNA, 420 nt
Organism: Ostertagia ostertagi
Lineage: Eukaryota; Metazoa; Nematoda; Chromadorea; Rhabditida; Trichostrongylidae
Source: the annotation of a GenBank genome assembly